Symbiodinium necroappetens is the source of this 904-nucleotide messenger RNA. Lineage: Eukaryota; Dinophyceae; Suessiales; Symbiodiniaceae. The record is from the annotation of a GenBank genome assembly.
GAAGCCCCUGAUGCUGCACCUCACAGGGAGCAGCUUGGUCCGGAAGACAGAUGUGGUUGCCCUGCCGCCGGCUUUCUUCCAAAUGGGCGGGGAGGCUCUGAAGGUGGCGAUGUGUGUUGUGGCGCUGCUUCUCCGGAGGGCAUUCGGUUUGUCCGCCGUGGUGUGGAACGGCUGGAAGCACACAGCCAGCUUCGCCAUCCCAGCUGCAGUCUACCUUCUGAUGAAUGUGCUAACUGUCAGCGCUGCUCGGAUGCUGAAUCCCCCCAUGCUCCAGCUCUUGGCCACCAUCAAGAUACUCUUUACGGCUGCGGCUUCUUGGCUUCUCAUGCAGAGGAGGCUCCAGCCGAUCCAGUGGUUCGCCCUCGUGCUGCUCACCGUAGGUGUGGCGCUGGGCGGCCAAGGGCGUACCCUCCAAGAUGGUCAAGAGAUUCCUCAGGCCCCAGUCUUGGGCAUCGUGCUCAUGGUGAUCAACUCUGCGCUGUCGGCGCUGGGGGCCGUUAGCACUGAGAUGGCUUUGAAGAUGCGCACCAGUGCAGACUUCACCAUCUUUGCUACCAAUCUGCACCUCGCCCUCCACAGCCUGGCGCUGACGGGCUCCGGCCUCCUGAUCUGGCCGUCCGAGCCCCCCCGCCUCGAUGCGCUCCACUGGUCCGACAUUGCAGCCCUCUUCAACGAAGCCAUCAACGGAAUACUCAUCUCCCUGCUCAUGCGGCAGAUCGAUAGUAUCGCUAAGAACUAUGCCUUCAGUGCGUCGAUCUUUGUUACUGCAGGGAUGACCUCUGUGGUGUUGAGGCAACAACCUCCGUGGCAGUUUCACCUGGGCGCCCUGAUCUCGGUGGUCUCUAUGGCUCUCUACGCGAGGGCCGGAGCGAAAGCUCCACCAGACGGGAAGAAGUCUGCGUAA